AUGGACGACGACGACAAGAAAUCGUCUCUGCUCAGCGCAUGGAACGGCUUCAAAAUCGAGGUCAGCCCCCUCCACCCUGCCCCCUGCCCCCCGUCGCACACUCACGUCCCUCUCCCGCCGCCCGCACAGCAACGCCGCCAGUUCCCCGACCUCGUCCCCACGUCCGUCGGCACGGGCUACGCCGGGAUCGCCAGCGGCCGCGUGCUCAACGCCAAAGCGCUCACCGCCGCGCACCCCUCCCGCCAGUCCUCCCGCGCCGUCUGGGACCGCGUCGCCCAAGCUGCCUCCUCCGCCUCCUCCUCCUCCCGCCCCCCCGACCGCUUCCCUGUCCUGCAGCCGUCCUCCACGCCCCCGCCCAACAACCCAGGCUUCCGCCAGCCGCACCGCAGCACCGCCUGGUCGGCCUCCGCAUCCGGCCAGCCCGUCCCCGCGCCCGUCCCCGCGCCCUCCUCCGCCCCUUCUUCCUCGGCACCGGUCCCGCGCCCGCCACCCCCGCCGCCGCUCUCGAAGAACCUCUUCCCAGAGCUCCCCGCCGCCGCGCCGAGCCGCGCCAAGGCGGCGGUUGGCGGGCACAACGGGACGCUGCAGAAGAUCCUCGGCAGCUCGGCGCCCGCGACGCCUGCGUGGGGCUCGGGGGGCGCGGGGGCGGGGGCGGGGGCGGGGGCGGGGGCGAGUGCGGGGGCCGAGGCGGGGUGGGGCGCCGCGGAGACGGUUGGGCGGAAGAAGGGCAAGGGGAAGCAGAAGCAGACGCUGUUCACGCUGGGCUCGUUCCCGACUUGA
This is a messenger RNA of Heterobasidion irregulare TC 32-1, 780 nucleotides long. RefSeq lists its product as uncharacterized. The record is from RefSeq and is a predicted model, not a curated record. The transcript has a single exon. Bases 1 to 780 code for a protein of 259 amino acids. NCBI's taxonomy places the organism in Eukaryota, Fungi, Basidiomycota, Agaricomycetes, Russulales, Bondarzewiaceae.